UCGGGACAGGGAAAAAUCGUGCCGUUAUGUCGAGUGGCUGUAGCUUGUAACAGUUUGUACUACUCGUUAAACCGGAUUUAAACCGAAGCGAAGGACUUCUCUUCUUAGCCGUGCUGAUAAAGGAUCUGCUUAGGGCUGCGUUUUAUUGAUAGUACGUGGCAACUGUGAAGUUUUUUUUAACGACGUGGAAGCAUUUAGUGUGGAAGGAAGAGGAGCCGUUGGAUUUGCCUGUGGAUCCGUGAACACUCGGUCUGGAUAGCAUUCUCAAGAUCACAGCUGCAGGCCAUUUACUGAUGGGUACAUACUGUGAGGCAACACGCCAAGAGAGCUGCAAAUCAUUCAGAAAAGACAGGAACUGUGAAAGAAUGAAGACGAGCUAGAUACUGUCUCUACAGAGCUGUUAAAGACUGUAGUUCAUAAUCCCAAUCAGAGAAACCUGAAAAGUAAUUUUACUGGUUGAAGCUCAUCUACAAGAGAAGGCCGUGACACAAAGAGAUCAAUAUGAGUGCUGAAGGAUAUCAGUACAGAGCGCUUUAUGACUACAAGAAGGAGAGGGAGGAGGACAUUGAUCUGCAUGUGGGGGAUAUACUGUUGGUAAGCAAAGGAGCCCUGGUGGCUCUUGGGUACACUGAUGGGCUGGAGCAGAGGCCAGAUGAGAUUGGAUGGCUGCCAGGCUUCAAUGAAACCACUCAGGAAAAAGGGGACUUCCCUGGGACAUAUGUCGAGUACAUUGGAAAGAAAUGGAUCUCUCCCCCAACACCCAAGCCAAGGCCCCUCAGACCCUUACCUGUAGCUCCGGGCUCCUUCAAGGCGGAGGCAGACUCUGACUCAGAGCAAGGCCUCUGUCUGCUGGACUUGACGGAGCAGUUCUCCCUUCCAGAGACCGCUCCUCCCAUGCUGGCCCGGCUGCUGGAAGCUAUUGAGAGGAAAGGUCUGGAUAACCCCACCUUAUAUCGAACAUUUACUGCUGGUGCUGGACUUGAAGUCAGACAGUAUUUUGACUGUGAUCCUCCUUCUGCAGACCUGGAUCAGUUUGAACUUCCAGUCCUGUGUGAUGGUCUGCGCAGGUACCUGCAGGAUCUUCCACAGCCCGUCGUCCCCACAGCAUUAUAUGCUCAGAUGGUCCUCACUGCUAAAGAGGUGGUGAAUCCUGAGGAAUGUGCCCAGCUGCUACGUCGCAUUGCCAGCACCCCGAGCCUGCCUCCCCAAUACUGGCUAACUCUCCACUGUCUGCUAAGGCAUUUUGCUAGAGUGUGCCAAAACAGCUCCAAGAACCUGCUCUCUGCUCGAGCCCUGGGCGAGAUCUUCAGCCCUGUGUUUUUCAGACAACAAGUCACCAGUUGUGAACCCAGUCUGGAUGCUCACAUCAAGAUCGUCGAGGUUCUGGUGACCAGUGAAUGGAGUGAAAGUCAAGCUGCUCCAGCUCUACCUCCAAAGCCACCCAAGCCCACAUCUGUGACUAACAAUGGUAUGAACAACAACAUGGCUCUGCAAGACGCUGAAUGGUACUGGGGAGACAUCUCAAGGGAGGAGGUCAACGAGAAACUUAGGGACACCGCAGACGGUACUUUUUUGGUUCGAGAUGCCUCGACAAAAAUGCAUGGAGACUACACCCUGACUCUGAGGAAAGGAGGAAACAACAAGCUCAUUAAGAUAUUCCAUCGGGAUGGGAAGUACGGCUUCUCAGACCCACUGACCUUCAGCUCAGUCGUUGAGCUCAUCAACCACUAUCGCAAUGAGUCACUGGCUCAGUACAACCCCAAGCUAGACGUCAAGCUACUGUACCCGGUCUCCAAACACCAGCAGGAUCAGGUGGUGAAAGAAGACAACAUCGAAGCUGUGGGGAGGAAGCUCUGCGAGUACCACCAGCAGUACCAGGAGAAGAACAAGGAGUAUGACCGUCUGUAUGAAGAGUACACCAGAACGUCGCAAGAAAUCCAAAUGAAAAGGACGGCGAUAGAAGCUUUUAAUGAGACUAUAAAGAUCUUUGAGGAGCAAUGCCAAACACAAGAGCGGUACAGCAAGGAGUACAUUGAGAAAUUUAGGAGAGAAGGCAACGACAAGGAGAUUCAGAGGAUCAUGGGGAACUAUGAGAAGUUGAAAUCGAGGAUAAGCGAAAUUGUAGACAGCAAGCGCCGACUGGAGGAAGAUCUGAAAAAACAGGCGGCAGACUACAGGGAGAUCGACAAGAGGAUGAACAGCAUCAAGCCCGACCUCAUCCAGCUCCGCAAGACCAGAGACCAGUAUCUGAUGUGGCUGACCCAGAAGGGAGUGAGACAGAAGAAACUCAACGAGUGGCUCGGAAUCAAGAACGAGAACACAGAAGAUCAAUAUUCUAUGGUGGACGAUGACGAAGACCUUCCUCAUCAUGAUGAGCGGUCCUGGAAACUGGGCAACAUCAAUCGACUACAGGCGGAGGCGCUCCUACAGGGCAAGAGAGACGGAACAUUCCUGGUUCGAGACAGCAGCAAAGCAGGAUGCUACGCCUGCAGCGUUGUUGUGGACGGUGAGGUGAAGCACUGCGUCAUCAACAAGACCCCCUCAGGUUACGGCUUCGCCGAGCCGUACAACCUGUACAGCUCAUUGAAAGAACUCGUACUUCACUACCAGCACACGUCUUUGGUCCAGCACAAUGACUCUCUGAAUGUGACGCUAGCAUACCCAGUUUAUGCCCAGCAGAGACGGUGAGGACCCAGACGUAUCCACAUGGACACAAAAAGAAAAGGCCUCAUGGGAAGUUGGAGAUACACGUCCUUGGACUCCGUGACUAAACGAGGCUCUGGUGCCCAAGUCGGACUUGAAAACGGAGGAAAAGACGCAAUAAAGCCUGAAACAUUUCAAUGACUUUGCCUGACCACGAGCCUGAAUGUAGAUUUAUUUCUCUUUUUGCUUUUUGUGGGAGCACAGAAUCAAGCGGAAACUGCUGACCUCUCCCCCAGCGGAGGACAUUUGAGGCCUUUUCCCAAUGGUGCUUGUUCUUUUUCAAAGCUUUACCAGCCGGAAUGUCUAAUCGCAGCAGAUAAACUCUUCAAAUGGAACUGUACCCACCGGCCACAACUUCGUUUUUCCACUUUUGUUUUUUUUUCCUUUCACAUCAUUUGUGUGUGUGUGUGUGUCUGUCUUUGUUUCUGCACAAGUGUUUGUGUGUAUGUGGCUGUGAGUGUGUGAUUGUCCAUGUGACCAAAACUCAUAGAAUCAGGAAACUGUGUGACGUCAGGGGCUGUGUAACACAUUUGCUUGUGUUAACUGUUCAGUAGCAAACCAUGGAUCAGCUGAUAAAUGUAGCAAAAUGGCACUUUUAAAACAAAGUUUAAUUUUUUUUUUCUUUUUGGAAAAGACUCAUGGACUUUUAUUGAAAGAGCAGAGAGGACAAGACGUCGGAAACCUUUCUUCUGUUGAGCAUUUCAACAGAAGUAAACUUGAUCUUGACUGUGGGCAGGUGAAACUAUGGACUUGAUAUUUCAUGCAAAUCUGUGAAAUUGUGGAAAGUCAUGAAUCAAAGUGCACCAUACCAAAAAGGAUCAGUUCCUGUUUAGUUAUAUUCUGAUCUGCCAUGCAAUUUCUCUCUCCAUUAUUUCUUCAGAAUUGUUUUAUUCUGUUGCAACCCACAAUAUAAGCUUGUUUUAUUGCUUGAAAAGUAUCUUUUCCUGUGUAAAUAUCCAAGAGGAUAUUUUGUGUCAAAAUGCCAAGAUACAGUAAAAAAAACUGCUUAUGAUUUUUAAAGAUAAUAAUAGAAACAUACACUUUAUUAUGAUUUACUUUAACAACUGGUAUAAAGAUGGAAAAGAUGAGUAUUUUAUUAGUCUUUUUUUGCUUCAAACUAAUGUUCCUCUCAGGCAGAGCCUUCUGAGUAUUUGAGCUGCUUCAGUCACAGUUUCUUACAGAGCUAAGCCUACAUGCAGUUCUUUGUUGAAAUGGACAAAGAAAGUUUGAGCACUCAGAGAAUGGGAUGAUGGGAUUGUAUGACCCUUAUCAACCAUAACCAUGAAACAGUAUAGAUUUAUUUUGUUAUAAAAUAUAUAUGUGUUCCCACAUGAGAAUAUAUGGAAGUAGACUGGUGUUUUCAACUGAUGGAUAUUGUUAUUAAAAGAUCAAUAUACAUUG
Molecule: messenger RNA, 4104 nt
Organism: Seriola aureovittata
Lineage: Eukaryota; Metazoa; Chordata; Actinopteri; Carangiformes; Carangidae
Gene: pik3r1
Product: phosphoinositide-3-kinase, regulatory subunit 1 (alpha)
Exons: 15
Coding region: 502-2688 (728 amino acids)
Biological process (GO): insulin receptor signaling pathway; phosphatidylinositol phosphate biosynthetic process
Cellular component (GO): phosphatidylinositol 3-kinase complex
Molecular function (GO): 1-phosphatidylinositol-3-kinase regulator activity; protein binding
Source: RefSeq, a predicted model, not a curated record